UCUACACUUACGCUUUCAACGUAAUACUAGUUCAAAAAAUGCAAAGUUCUCAAGUUUCUAGUCUUGUUUACUUGUACUAUAUAUUAAUGUACUGUAUGAAUAUGUCUAUUAGUAAACACGUUAAAAAAAUGUAUUUUGACUCGUGUGUAUUUCAAUAAUAUAUAAAAAAUACUUUUUAUUUGUGUAUAUAAUUAAUAUUAAAAUGUUAAAAUAACGAGUCGAUGUUACCUACCGUCGCAAUAACAAAUUUGUAGGUUAGGUAAUCCUCCGCUCACGUUAUGUACAGAAAAUUAUGUCAGCCUGCUUCAAAAUGCGUGCAGUUAAUUGGUUUGACGCAAGUUUCUUUUGCAUCACACCUUGCCGAUGUUUGUGGACCGCUUCUAACGAUUAGAGGGAAAGGGAGGCGUUCGGCAUGCGCGUACAACAAAUACCUGAGUGUUUCGGCAUGUCGCUGUGCAAAAGACGACAUAAAGUCAGAACAGGCACUCGUAGUGAGAGACAUGUUUCAAGACGUGAAAGAUAAAGACAAAGCCACCUACAUGACCAUGAUCAAAAUAUUUGUGGCGCGGGAUGUCCAUAGAAGAGGACAUGUCGAAUUUAUUUAUUCGGCAAUGAAGCACAUGGAAGAAUUUAAUGUCCACAAGGAUUUGGAGGCUUACAAAUCUUUGAUUGACAUCCUGCCUAAGGGAAAGUUUAUCCCAACAAACAUUUUUCAGGCCGAAUUCAUGCACUAUCCAAAACAGCAGCAGUGUAUAAUUGAUGUUUUAGAAAUGAUGGAAGACAAUGGGGUGAUGCCGGACCGCGAGAUGGAGCGGAUGCUGGUGAACAUCUUCGGGCUGAAGGGCCACCCGCUGCGCAAGUACUGGCGCAUGAUGUACUGGAUGCCCAAGUUCCGGAACCUGUCCCCCUGGCCGCUGCCCAACCCCGUGCCCGGGGACGCGCUGGAGCUGGCGCGUCUCGGCAUCCAGCGCAUCAGCAGCGUCGACCUGCAGACCGAGCUGAAGACGUACCAGACGGCCGACCUGGAGGACUCGCUGGAGGACACGUGGGUGGUGAGCGCGCAGAGCCCGCGCCAGAGGCAGCUGCUGGGGGCCCAGCCGCCCGGCACGCCCGUCUACGUCGAGGGGGCAUUCCGCCUGUGGCUGCGCAACCUGUCCAUCGGCUACUUCGUGCUGAGGGCGGACCCCGGGCCGACGCCUCGGCCCAGGCGCGACCCCGACGACGUGGCGUCGCUGAGGGUGCCGUUCUUCGGCGCGCCGGCGGGGGAGGAGGGCGGGGAGCGCUCCGUGCACGAGCAAGAGGAAGGCACGGUGCUGGCCGUGUGCGCGACGGGCACCUCCGGCCGGGACUCGCUGCUGUCCUGGGUGCGGCUGCUGGAGCGGGACGGCAACCCGACGCUCGGGCGCCUGCCGGUGGUCUUCAGGCUGCGGGCUCCCUCGCUGGGCGUCGCCCCCCACGACGAGCCCGGGCCCGGGCCCUGACCGGGGGACUCCGCCCCCGCGCGCUCCCGGCCCCUCGCUUCGGUCCCUCGUCUGCUGCAGGCCGGCGCGAGCUCUAGUUUCCGAUAGCGAGUGUCGACUUCAAAUGUUCGAAAUGUUUGCGAGGUGGAAUCAGAUCACGAUUAUUGUUCUUGGUAAAACUGUUCUCCCGGAUUGAAACAAAAAGAAAAAAUCAUCAUUUAACGUUUGAACUGAUUAACCAAUAUUGUGUCCUCUGUGUAACGUCAUUCAGUAACAAAUUAUAAAAUAACCAUGCUUAGUAUUAAUAUUUCAAAUUUCAUAAAAGCAAUCAAAAUUGCCAGCUUCUUUUUUUUUUUUUUUUUUUUUUUAAUUAUAUAAAAGUAACCGACUUUAGUCCACCAAAACAUAUACAAUAAUGUAAUAAUGUAAAUUUUUUUUUUUUCUUCCCAUGAUUGAAUCUUGGGCUCUCGAUGUUUUUCAAGCCUUACAACAAAUGCGAAGCUUUGCAGCACAACCGAAGCUUCAAAUGAAACAAAAUAGCGAAUAUCCUUGCAAAGCGAAAUGGAGUAUUAAGCGAGAGCUUCAAUUGAUUCGCUUAGUCGAUGCUUCGCACCGGCCUAGUAAGUUGUGCUGCUUCACAUCUCGCCGGUAGCUCGUCGGCAAUGGCUCGCCAGACGUCCACAGGUACCGAAAGUCGCGAUAAAGUAACUAAAUGUAUAUUAAUAAAAGAGCGAGUUUGCUGUAGUUUACUUAGCACUGAGACAGUGAGGACAGAACCGUGAAAUUUGACGCAUUGAUUCGACAUGGUCUGUUUACACCUCUUUUGUUGUAGUAUUUUGUUAUACAUAGUUUCUUUAUUUAAUUUUUUAAUUUUUGUUUUUCUUGUUAUCUUCUGGCAUCAGAUGUAGCAUUGUUGAUGCUUUAUUAACAUUCGGAUAUUAAUCCAGUCCUUCUGUAAUCUUUUCCAUCAUAUUGACAUGUUAUUGGUUAAAUAAACAUGUACAGUGGAACCCUGUUAUAAUGUUUUUCAAGGGAGCACAAGAAAAAAACAUUAUAAGCAGGAAAACGUUAUAAGCAGGAAAUCUCAAUUUAGCAGUUAACAAUGUUCGAGCUUUGUACCAAUGGACUCACCAAGCUAUUUAAAAAACUUUAAUGUUAAAACCAAAGAUAGUAUACUUGAUACAUGAAUUUUCUGAAACAAGCCAACAAUUUUUCAACUUCGUCUUGUUCCCUGGUUAAAUUUUGUUUGUCUUUAAAGAUACACUGCCACAUUUUUUGUAAAAUUAUCUCACGAUUCAUGAUGACAACAUUAAGAGUGAGAACGUCUACUCCUUUGCAGCCUGAAAAUGUUUAAUUUUGGGAUUCCUACAUAUUAUGAAUGAAAAAAAAAAAUUAUUUGUAAGCAAUAGAAAAGUUAUGCCCUCGCUCAAUGGUUGGCAAUUUAAAUAUCGUAGGACUAUGUACGUGCAUCUGAAUACCCACCUGGACUGGCAAGGAAGAGAAGAGUUGACUAUCUUUGGUUUAUGUGUUUUCCCUCUUGUAGUAUUUAUAAUGAUUUAUUAGAUUUUAAAAAAAAGGCACGGUGGCAUACCAAUGAGGAGGGGCGUGUGUGUUGAAUGACCGGUGCGAGUGAGUUCUUCCCGAUUGAAUGCCUUAGCCAAGAAUCUAGUCAACUCGACAGAUUAGGAAAGUAUGCAGACGGAGCAUUAGCCGUCGGAAGUGAAGCCGCUUUUCCCCUCUCUUUUUGAUGUGACAACGUCUAAUAAAUCGAUGAAUGCUGGCUGCACGCACGAAAAGUUGUCCCACUACGGACGUGUCCUGUUUACACAUGCGUGGCAUCUCUCUGGUAUGUUGCGGACGGUACAGAGAACUCGGCCGGCACGUGGUUGCGUACUGCUCAGGUUUCACCCCGCCAUGCUGCAGGGAUAGGCGGGUCGCGCCGGUUGGAUCACGCCUGCGCAUGUCGCCACACACGGCUUGGGGCAGACGACAACACGGCGGGGUUCGAGGUUAUUGUUGUGCACCGCGCCACGGGAGUAUAUUCGCAAGGAAAUGGUGUUCUUACAAGUACGUAUUAUUUUAAUUACUAGUGUAAAUCAGUAUAUUUAAACAGUGUUGUAUCAGUAUUGUUUUAGCUGUGUAACUAAAUAUUUAUUGCUAGUAUGAUACUUUUCACGCUUUAGUUUGACAUUGGUAAUUAUUUGUCAUGAGUUAUUAUUUGAUCAACUAAAUCACACACCGUAUUAUAGUUAUGAGCCCACAAGCGUGUAAAUAUUUCGAGUCCAACAGAGAAUAUACUAGUUAAAGACAUUCAAACAAAUAUCGUGCGUGGAAUAUUAUUAAUUUAUAACAUCUGAAACAUUUGAUUCCAAUAUGGCUUCGUGGCUGUGCGGUUAGUAUCGCUGACUACCAAUGGAUAGGUUGACCGAUCAAAUCCCGGCAGCUGAAAUUUUUUUUUUGUACUUGUAAAAAUAAAUACAGCGCGCACAACACUUCAAAAGUAAUAAGUAUAUUUGAAUUAAUGAAUGCAAAUAAAAGUAAAUUUAUUAAUUAAAUUGUAGAUUUCAUUUCACUCCUUCUUUGUAUCCCUACAAAAUAGUGAUAAUUCAAUAAGAAUGAUUAAAUUUUAUUCAUAAAAGUAUUCAGAGGUAGAUUUUAUCAUGCAAAAGAUUGAAAAAUUAAAAAAAAAAAAAAAAAAGUUCCUCAAAGAAUAUAAUAUUUUUAAUGCCUAAAUGGUUUGGUUGCAAAAACCUAUUACGGCUGUCUCAGGCCGAAUAUGAUAUUUCCUUUUUUUCUGGAUCAAUUUUUUUCAUCAAUGUUUUGUUAUGACGUCACGUUAAACUAUCAUCCGUAAACCGACUUUACAGACAACCAAUUUUUUUAUUUUCACUUAAUUAUAAUGGCAGAAAUUUGUUUACAUUUGUAUUAGCUGUUCUAUCCUGUUUUUGCAUUUAAAUGAAACACAGAGUUCACCAAACUGAAAAUUGUGGAUCGUAGACAUACCACACUUUAAUAUUCAAACGGGCAAAUAGCGGUUGUUUUAUCAUACUGCUGUCGAUAGCACUGAACACGAGCGCGUGGUCAAAGUGCUGAUGUACUUACGAGAGAAAAAGGAGUGUGAAGAAAAUAGUUUUUUAACACUUGCAUACAUGUUUGGAAGGGUGAAGAAAGGAUGUGUAGUGGAAACAGUACAGAUCAAAAUAAUUCACUGCUAUAACUUUAAUUUUUCAUUGUCAUUAAAAUAGUUAUUUGAAUUUCCCUGGGCUACCUAGGAAAUCCCCUGAUUUGUCCAUGUUUUAUCUGUCGCUAGUCAUCCUACAACCGUAGAGAUAUUUCAAAUUUUGUUUAAUAUGCUUAAUAUACAGAUACAAAGAUAAACUGUUUUUAUAAAAAAAAGUCAGAGUCUCUUUCAGUACUCGACAGAAAUGUGUGGCACAUAACCUCGGUUACGAGCAAAUUCAUGUGCUCUCAUGUUGCAAAUACACUUAUAAUACGCAUCUCGGACACAAAAUUUUACGUAAAAUUCUUUAAAAUAACGAAGAGUGUGAUAUACGCAACAUGUUUUAUCAGCUAAAUUUCUAGAUGCAAAUCACAAGUAGUUUUCACACUCGCUACUAGAAUUCGCUGCCAGUGCAGCUAUGUCGAAUAACAAAUCAUUCCAAUUGCAGAGCGAAAUUUUUAACUACAUCAUGAAAACUUUCUGAUAAAAGAACAAAACACUUGAAAAAAAAAAUACUAUAAUCCGUCUUUAGACCCAAUUUUUGACAAUAAAUUUUAUUAAAAUACUACCAAUCUUGUUAAAAUUCAUUAAAAAGGUGGUACUAUAUAACUUUUCGUUUUUGCUUUGUGAAUUUAGGUUCGCGCAAUAAACCACAGGUGGCAGCACCGUGGAUCCUCAUCGGCUUUAAUCGACUUCCGUCGCGUUCAGGAAAUUACUUCCACCAAAUGCUGUAUGCAGUAGGCCAAAAUGUUACACCAACAAAGAAAACAUUUAUCAAAAGGUUCCGACUGGUUCGUCGGGUGUAUGCAGGCAAUCAAGGAAUCGUUGCAUUAUAUUCCCGGAGUGGUUUCAGAGAUGCCGUGUCGUCCACACUAUUCUGUUUGUGAUGUGUGAAAAUCAAUCAUGUUGGUUCGUGAAGGUAAUUAGGUCUCACCCAGUGGCGGAUCCAGGAUUUUGGUUUGGGAGGGGCUUGACCCAGCUGAGGCUAGGCUUUAUCAAGGCAAACACUAAAACAAUAGUGGACCCAGAUGCUUUUGGAGGGGGCUUGAGCCCCUUAGCCCCCCCUCUGGAUCCGCUACUGGCCUCACCAUCUUACAAUUAAUUCAAAAUAUAUAUCACAAUAAAGUUUCAGUGCUAAAAUUGUUGGUUUGACAUGGCGUAGGACUUCGCUUUGGCUAAUUUUUGAAGUCAACUGAUGUGAUUAUUGCGAUAGCUCUAGUCGCCCGCAUCAAAUAAUACGUUAUUUCCGCGUGGCACUUUCAGACUAGACCCUGGUAGUAAUAUGUGGUUGUAAGAAGAUAUAUAUAAAGGCUGGGAGAUAUGAUUUAGUUUUGACAUGCCUAAAGUUUACUGAAAUAAUUAUUAAUACAUGUUAUAAUAGUCACAUGAUGAAAACUAGGCAGGAUAGGACAGGAUUUAACUGCCUAUUAGCAAAUAGCAUUGGAUUAGCAUGCCCUAAUUAUACAAGCUGUUUAAAGCCACCAGGGCCCUAUUGCAUAAAUGAACUAAUAAUAUUAGUAAAAAAGUACAAACUACAAGAGGACAAACUAAAAGUGUUAAUAUUCUGUGUCGCAUAAUCUUACUAAUAAUAUUAUAGAAAAAUAGUACAAAAUACAAGCAGACAAAUUACAAGUACUAAUAAUUUGAGUUGCAUAAUGUUGGUAGAUGCACUAAUAAUAUUAGUACUUGUAAUAUUAUAAAAAUAGCAAACCUACAAGUCAGCUGAUCCACUUUUGUAAAGUGGUCAACUUUUGAGGUUAUGUGAAGUUAACUUAUUUAUCAUUGACAAAGAGGUAGGAAGUUGGUGUUUAUUGUGUGGUUGGUCAUUGUAAAAAUGGCACCUCAAAGGGCAGGAAAAUGUGAGGAGCAAAGAAAAUUAAAAUUGUGAGUAUUACAAAAAUGAAGACAAAUAAACAAACUCUUUUUGGUCAAUUUUCGUCAAUGCUUACAAAAGAAUCAAGGGUUAAGGCAUGGCAAGAAAUUGGGGCGUGUGCACGAGACAUGCGACAUUGUUCAUAGAAAUCUGCUUCAUGUUGAAAGUCAAAAUUUAUUCUUGGUCUAUAGGCCUACACUUUUUUUUCUUUUAGGUUGAACAUUGUUCAUUAUUUCCUCAUCAUCGUCUGGAAUACAGCACAUUUAAUAACAUUUUAGCCCAAUUAUUGAGGAAAGUGUUACUAAUACUUUUAAAAUACAGCCUCCCUCUAUCCAGUAGAAAAAAAUACAAGUUUAUUCUAAUAUUCCUUUUUAUCAGUGUUAUUAUGAAACACUAAUAUUAUUUGCUAAUAAUAUCAGCAAAUCUUGUAAUAUUAAACUUGUAUGUUUUGACUUUUAUAUUUAUUAUGCAACAUAAUUAUACAAUUUACAAAUUACAAGUACUAAUAACAUUAGUAAUUUUCCUUGUAAUAUUAGAAUUGUUGGUUCUGACUUGUAGAAUUAUUAUGCUACCAAAUUAUACAACUUACAAGUUACAUUACUAAUACUAUUAGCUUGUACUUUAUUAUGCAAUAGGACCCAGAAGUCAUUCGCCUUUAAAGAACAUAUGUUGCUACAAAAUACUUAGGGCCGGUAUUAUGACCUCCGGCUAAAUCUUCAGGUUAGCUAGCCUUCAGGUUAGGCUAGCCUCCGGUUAACGAACGAGGGAUGUAUUAUGACCCAUACUUAGCCUGCGGUUGGCUAACCGGAACCUGACGAAGCGUGUGGUGUAAUAAUGGGUGUGUUGGUAAUGAAAUAAACCGGAAUUUAGUAACUUUUGUUGCGAGACAGUUUUUUUUUUCUGGUAGAAUGUUAGUCAGCUGUUUGUUUGUAUUGUGAAUCGUAAUGUUUACAACUGCAGUAAAGAAAUAUGCCGCGAACUUUAUCUUGCAACAGAUAUAAUUAAAUUAACCAAAAACUACUUCGACGUCAAACCUGCUUUGUAUUAAACCAUAAAUUACAAUUUACGAUUCAAAACCGCGUGUUUUCAACUUUACUCUUGUAUUGAAACUCAUGAUUUUGUUAGGUUAAGCCAAAACUAACGAAGUAAUUCUUUACAAACAAAUUAAUAGGGAUGACAUGUUUGCUAGAGAACACUUAUUUCUGUCAUAAAUUUAUUUCAUAAUCAAAUAAUAUAGACCCUGUUUCGGGAAAAUACUUGUCGAUUUUCAUUUCACUGGUGUAGGUUUCAUUUUUAUAAUAAUAGUUUCGUAUCACGUAUCCAAAUUAUUCCGAUCCUGAUGGAAUUAGUUUGUGGUAUAGGAUGCUUGCUGUUUUAAUUUAGUAGGUCGAGAGAUCCUAAGACAUAUUCACUGGGGAUAUAAUUAUGAUUGUAAAAUGUAUACGAAAGAAAUACAUUUUUAAAAGACCUGACAUAAUUUGUAUGUAUUGUGAUAUGUUAGGUAUUUUGAGUUAUGUACAGGAUUUUUCAACAUUCUAAAUUAAAACAGCAAGUUUAAUGUAAAACAAGACCAACAUAUAAAGGGUCAUGCCGAUAGGAUCAAGGGAUAAACUUGGAUACGGGAAACAGAAUAAUUCCAGUACUGUUUUCGUUUUGCAAUUGCGUGGCAGGUAGAUAAUAAGUACCUAAAGGUUUGUAAGAUAGGGAAGGGAUAAUUGGGUAACAUUUAUUUUCACAUUCAAUUGUAUUCAUUGAAUUAGAACCACGUCUGAAGUCGUAUGAAGUGCAUUUCAUUCCCGGCAUAUGUCCACUGUAUUACGAAUAAAAAUUCACAGAUACAACUUCCACGAAAACACACAUUUUAUAGGUAAUAAUAAUAACCCUCAUUUUGCAAUUUUAAAAUUCACUUAUUUACACAUAUUCUUAAGCAGGAACAUUUAAGUUUAUAUACAUUGCAUACGUUUAUGUACUUCGUGAUCAAUUAAAGUCAAAUAAUAAUACACGACUCGACGAGAAUAGAAAAGCUUUCAGAAUUAUGUAUUAAGUGUACCGUGAAAUGGGGUGAUUAAAAACGGUUUUAACCUUCAAACUGUAGUGUAGGCAUGAAUUUAUGCAAUAAUAAUUCUAGACAGUCUCUAGAUUGAACUCCGUGGAUCAGUUUUUCACAUAAAUUUUUUUUUUGGCUUCAGGGUUAAUAAAGGUGGCGUGUUUCAAUUCACCCCUGGGUAGGGGUGAAUAGAAACACCUAUUUGUUUUGCCUGUUUGGUGCAAGUCGCACCUUAACAAGGGUGAUGAAAAACACUCAAUAAUUGUUAAACAUUUCUGAGAAUAUUCUUAACUAUAUUUAUAAAAUAACAACUGACAUUUACAUGUUUAUGACACUUUUAGGUACAUGAAAAUAAAUGAAAAAAUUUUCUCUCAAAAAUAACUUAAAAGUUACAUUACUGAAAUGUCAUGGAUGAAUACCAACACAGAACCAGUUAUAAAAAGUACCUUUGACGUCGACGGGGGCUACGCCCACCCUGAGCCCAAUGUGUAUCACGCCGUCGCCACCACUCUCCCAUCGACACCCUCUAUUUCAAACCUCCCACCCCGUGUGUAGUUGUGUGUGUGUGCGUGUGACACUGCCGACAAGAGGCGAGAGUAGAGUCUGUGCCACCUUUUAUUUUCUCAUUCAAUUUUAAUGUUUACGUAAUUGCUACAUGUCUUUUCUUUAAAUAAUAUUCCCUAAGGAUUAUUUUGGCAGAGCUAGUUGGUAAGGACAGCGCAGCGUCCCACGCGGCAGGCAAUGGAACUACCCGCAACCAGUUUGAACCAUAAUCCUAAUUAAAAUAAUUAAUACUCAACAUAAAUAAUUAAGGGAACAUUGGUAUAAUUUUAUUAUAGAAUUUUUAGUGUAUUUGUUUUAGUUAAAUAUGUGGUAAUAAAUAACAGGAGAGACUAACGGUAAAUCCAGCGCUUUCCGGCCGCCAUGCUGCCCUGGUCUCUUCAGUCGCUUCCGUUCGUCACCCGGGGUAGGAUGCUUGGUGAGCACCGCGCAACUUCAUAUUUUUUCAAUCAACUGAUCUCUUAACAUCCGCCGGACUUUUCAUAAUUCUUAAAACCUUUUUGUAUCUGCAAGGUCUACUCCGGGUGGCCGACUCAUUUUAAUAAAUAUUUAAGUUCAUUUCGAACAUUUAAGUAUGAACAGCAUCCUAAACUCACGAGGCCAGGCCACGAGGUGACCUGGUCAGCCUGUAAAUCGAUUCUUUCCCGCCAUUGGCAAUAUUAAUAGUUUUAAUGAGUGAAUGUAGAUGUAGCGCAAUUGGAGACGUGUUGUAACGUUGCUGGAAUAAAAGGAGUACGUCAAA
This is a messenger RNA of Bacillus rossius redtenbacheri, 9903 nucleotides long. Its product is annotated as evolutionarily conserved signaling intermediate in Toll pathway, mitochondrial-like. The record is from RefSeq and is a predicted model, not a curated record. Gene Ontology annotation, cellular component: mitochondrion. Lineage: Eukaryota; Metazoa; Arthropoda; Insecta; Phasmatodea; Bacillidae. The transcript has 4 exons. Gene Ontology annotation, molecular function: protein binding. Gene Ontology annotation, biological process: cell surface receptor protein serine/threonine kinase signaling pathway; innate immune response. Bases 279 to 1481 code for a protein of 400 amino acids.